AUGCACUUUUUUAAACAUAAAGCUUCAAGCCAGAAUCGUUCCAACGAUACCAAAGAGGAUCUUGAGCAGGCGGUAUCCUCUCAGACGCCGGCACCUCUGUCGCCUACAACGCAAAACUUUCCUGGUAUGGCGAAGCCUCUGACAAGGCCUCUCUUCCGAGAGCCUGGGGCAUCCGUAUCUUCCCUAGAAACAGGAGAAGAACAUUCGAAUGCUAAGCCUCGCCCACGUGGACAGGGUAAAGCGGUGCAUAAAAAAAAAAAGAGGAAGAAAACACCAUGGAUACGACUUCGCAAAUUGUCCAUGAUAUCACAAGCCGUUGUGAUACCGUGUUGGAGCGUGCGCACCAACUGCUAG
Molecule: messenger RNA, 354 nt
Organism: Phytomonas sp. Hart1
Lineage: Eukaryota; Euglenozoa; Kinetoplastea; Trypanosomatida; Trypanosomatidae
Source: the annotation of a GenBank genome assembly